Cryptomeria japonica (Japanese cedar) is the source of this 3970-nucleotide messenger RNA. Its product is annotated as putative receptor-like protein kinase At1g80870. Lineage: Eukaryota; Viridiplantae; Streptophyta; Pinopsida; Cupressales; Cupressaceae. The transcript has a single exon. The coding region runs from base 1640 to 3721 and encodes 693 amino acids. Gene Ontology annotation, biological process: protein phosphorylation. The record is from RefSeq and is a predicted model, not a curated record. Gene Ontology annotation, molecular function: protein kinase activity; ATP binding.
CCUAGACAAAACUGUGAAUGGUAAAAAGGGAAAGCAAAAAAUUGCAGAGACCCAGAAAUCGGGCUGCCUUCACCAACUAGGCAGUUGCAGAUACCAACAGUGUAGAAGUUUGAUGAUGUGGCAGAGGAUGCUAAGGUGGAUAAAUGUAAAGUAUCAAUCAGAGGGCUUGCCAUGUUUGUGAGAUCACAUGGAUGGCAGCCUUUUGGGCCUCUUAAACUGCUUCAUAUUCGGCUCUGUCUUUGUUUUGAAUAACAACAACCCUUAUCAUUAUCCAGAAAUGUUUCUCUGACCUCACCUCUCCUCCUGUCCUUUCUUACACAAAAAAUACAUUUAUAAUAUAUAUAUGCAUUCAUAUUUUCAUGGUGUAAUGGAUUGAAUGGAAGAAAUUCAAUAUAAAGGGCAACUAUCAUAGGUAGACUACUACAGAAAGGACUCUUUUGAGGGAAGGAAGUCUAUCAAUUGAGCUGGCUGAUAUUGGCUUUCUUCUUUCCAAGUGGGUUUUGGAUUGUUCAUCUCUUUUUGUUUGAGUAAUCCAAUAAAAAGUCAAUGAUGUUCAUCAAUAAAAUAAUGCAUAGAUUCUCUUGCCCAAGGAUUGAUAUGCUUUAUCAGAAGUGCUGCAAGCUUAGGGAAAAGAUAUCUGCCUCUUAUGGAACUCCAAUGUUUUUGGGCAUUGCUGCACUGCUUAGCUGAAUGUUGUAGCGAUCAGUGGGUACCCAUGACCGGUUUUCAAAUCGAUGUUGCUCAGUUGACUUGUUGCUCACGUUCCUUUGGGUUUUGGCCUACACCCAAUUUCCGUGGUAUCAUGUGGCCAUGAGUCCUCCAGCUAUUACACUGAGUUGUAGUACAAUAGGUAUGGCUGGAAAAGGACCAGCCGCUUGGACCUUUUAUAGUACAAGUAUACAGACUCACAUGCACUUUUCCUUUAGGCUUUCUUCUCAAUCCCAUUCCCUGUGUGGCCCAUUGUUUGGAUGAUUUCUCUGCCUCUGCAUCAUAUGCAUAUUGACUUUUGUGGAUGCCCGAAGCCGCCAUGAUUACUCGAGGAAGCCCAAGCAAUCAUGCAUUUAUGAUCGAUAAAUUUGAGUGUGGAGAACAAUGAUAGUAGUAAGAAGUAAAAUGAAAGAAAGAUAUUUUAUUUCGUUUAUGGUAGCAACAAAACCCUGAUUCAGGUUGACAAGAAUAAGAGUUUUCUGUUAAAAAUUGUUUAAGGGCAGCCAGACUGAUUUCUACUUCUUUCUUGAGGGUAGGUCUUCUAACUGUAAUCCCUAAUCAGCUUUCGAUAAUCUCCACUCUUUGAAAUGGCUGCUGCUUUUUAAAUUUUAGGGUGGGUCAUCUACUUUUCAAACUUGGACAGAAUUUCUGUGCCUCUUCUAUUGAUAGUGGGUAGGAAAAGACUCGGUCUUCAAGGUAUCCUAUGUAGUUUGCUUGCAUUGGGGGUUCCUGUAAUCUUAGCACUUAUAUUAUGCAAUGUCAUACUGUUUGUGUUUAAAGAGUUCAGAUUCUCCAUAACUUUUAAUCUUCAAAACAAAUAUAGUUUUUGGCUUGCCAUUCUUAGCGUCUCUCUAGCACCAAGGUUUAUCUGGGUCCAACCUGUAAACUAGUCUUCUGUUGGGCUGUGAAAUCUUUGUUGUUUGAAGGAAAAAUGGUUGCAGCAUCCACAAGAUUAGGCCCAAUCCUCGCCCCCUCUCCUAGCCCAUGGGGGGCUCCUUUUUCAUACUCUAGCCAUCAUCAUUUCCAGGCUCUAGCUCUGGGAUUUGCAGCUCUGGGGUUGGGAAUGUUGGUUCUAGUAAUAUUUUUCAUUUAUUACAGCCGUCUGAGAAGUAACAGAACUAGCCCAUAUGACCUCACAGCAGACAUGAGACUGCAGAGAUUCAGCUACGGCGAAUUGAAGACUGCAACGAACUCCUUCAAUGAUUCAAACAAGCUGGGCAAAGGGGGAUUCGGAGUGGUCUACAAAGGAGUUUUGAGCAAUGGUAAAGAGGUGGCAGUAAAAAAGCUAGAUGUCUCCUCUCAGCAAGGAGAAAGGGAAUUCCAGAAUGAAAUGUCCAUCAUAGCAGGAUUACAUUCUCCCUUCAUUGUGAGCCUGUUGGGCUAUUGCUCUGAUGGAAAUAAGAGGAGACUUUUAGUGUAUGACCAUAUGCAGAAGGGUAGCCUGCAGGAGGCCUUGUUUGAAAACAAUGAUGACUCUAAGCUGGAUUGGGAGAAGAGAUACAACAUUAUACUGGAUGUUGCUCAGGCUUUGGCCUUCCUGCACCUUGAAUGUGAUCCACCUAUUAUUCAUGGCGAUGUCAAGCCCAGCAAUGUGCUCUUGGACAACAAUUUCAAGGCUCGUAUUGCAGAUUUUGGGCUCGCAAGACUCAAGAGUGAUGAUAUGUAUUAUGUUGACAUGUUUAAUCAAAGCCAAGAGCUCUGGAAAAGUCAGGACUUACUCAAGAGCCAGGAGCUUAGUAGGAUUGUUGCAGGCAGAGAUUCAAAAUCUGGGGCGUCUGAUGAUGAUGAGAGUAGUCACACAAACAUAAACAGAAAUCCAAAGGAAAGCCCAGGCAAGGUAAUGUGUAUUGAGGACAACGUAGCCAUAGAUGUAAUGGAUGAACAACACACAAGGGGUCCUUCUGUGGGUGUUGAUGAAUUAGAUGCGAAGGGAAAGGAAAUUGUAUCAGAGCAUUUGGGUGUUGCUGGAUGUGAGGAUUGGAUGAAGAUGUACCCAUCUGAAGAAGGAACCGAUUGGAGUAAGGAGUUACAGGAUGGCAAUAUUCAGAAGAAGAAUUUUUGGAGUAAGGAGUUACAGGAUGGCAAUAUUCAGAAGAAGAAUUUUUGGAGUAAGGAUUGGUGGGGGAAACAUGAUGGCAGUGGAGCGCUCAGCACUAUGGAAUAUAUCAUGCAGUGGAUUGGCAGCCAAAGGAUCAACCACAAGAUCAAGAAAACUAAGAAAAUGAGAAAGAGGCCUAGCCCAGAUGAGGAGACAGUGAGCAGCCAGACGGAGUCCAGGAGAAAAACAAAGGGAAAAAAGGGCAAGGAAAAGACUAGAAAAAUCAAGGAGUGGUGGAAGGAGGAAUAUUUUGCAGAGAUGAGCAAGAAGAGCAGGAAGCUUGAGAAAAUCAAGUGGAAAAGUUCAUCUCAAAGAUUUGAUAGGGGAAGAAACAGUGUUAGUAGGAGGGACUUUUUGUGGGAUAAAAUCAGAAGAGAUAGUUCUUGCUCCAUGGGAAGUGAGAUGUGGAGUGGUGAUCUGUUGAGUAGAGAUCUAAGCAGCACCACCAGCAUGAGAGGAACAGUUUGCUACGUUCCUCCUGAAUAUGGGGGAUGUGGGUUCCUGUCAGAGAAGGGAGAUAUAUAUAGUUUUGGAGUGCUGAUGUUGGUGAUUGUCUCAGGGAGGAGGCCUCUGCAUGUCCUGGCAUCUCCAAUGAAGGAUUUUGAGAAGGCUAAUCUCAUUUCUUGGGCAAGACAUUUGGCCCAAACAGGAAAUACUUUAGAUCUUGUGAGUGACUCCUUGAAAGGCUCAUUUGAUAAAGACCAAGCAAGCCUAUGUAUUACUCUGGGCAUUCUGUGUUUGCAGAGAAUCCCAGAAACGAGGCCUGAUAUAUCUGAUAUUCUUAAGAUUUUGAGGGGUGAAAUGGAUGCUCCAUCUUUGCCUCUUGAAUUCUCACCUAGUCCUCCCAGCAGGAUUUACAACAAGUCUAAAAAAAGACCCCAAUCCGACACUGCAGCUCCUUCUCCUGUUCCAUAGCGUAUAUCAUGUUUGAAUGCAAAGUAAAUGGUGACUUUUUUGUUUGUUCAUAUGAUUUGCCAUUGUCAAGUACAAUCAUUGAAUAUACUGCACUGUGCAGCUCUUCUUUACCAUAAAUAUCCCCACUGUUGUAUCAGAAUUUGAGUUUCUCACAAGGAAUGCAUUUCAGGGCGGUCUUGAUAUGUGUGUUUUAUUUUAGCACUCUGUACACAACCUCCAUAUCAAUACAUUGAACGUUGAAUAUACUUA